GAGAGAGAGAGAGCAGAAAGAUAGAGAAGGGGAGAGAGGAAUAGACAGAAAGACUGGAGGAGAGAAUGAGAGAAACGGAGGCAGAGGGUGAGGGCAUACAGGAGAAGAGAGGAUAGAGACAGAGGGAAAGGGAGUGCAGGGGAAAGUUGAGAGAUCGGCGCCGCGGUCAUCGCAGACGGAGGGAAGAAGAGAUCGGAGCGUGGAGAGCGGGGCGCUGAAAGUUGCUCGGUGCGGAAGCGGCGUUUCUGUGCGAACGCGUCACGGGGGACGUGCGUGCGCUGCUGACGGACGCUACUGGAGCAUCUGAGCGCGUGCGAAGAAGAGCUGCCCCAUGCCACACACGCUUUGGACAGAGCGCGUGUCACUGCAGUCGCACGUAACCCUCGUCUCUGCCUCCCGCUCUUGGAAACUUUUCCGUUCCUUUGGAAAUUAGACGGCGAGACGGAGCCGACGCGGGUGACUUUGGGGGGUCGGGGCUGGUGAGCCUGUGCACUUUGAGACGCCCCCCCCCCCGCCCCCACGGUAAAGGGGGGUUCCCCCGCAGUUGUUUUACGGCAUGGAGAAGUGGAGCAGCGAGGAGUCGGUGCGUCUUAGCCCGUCGGCGGAGAGCCGCGACUCGGACCGAGCCUCGGCCUCGGACCGCCAGUUCGGCCGGCGCGGCUUUACCGUCGGAGCGUUCUACGGCUCCGCCGGGCCCCGUCCCGCGGCGGACGCCAGCGCCGCCGCCGCGGAGGACAAGAGCGAAACCAGCAAGCGCGGGGUGCUCAAGGGAAACAAAUACGUGGUGUUUUACCUGGAUCUGUCCUUUGUGUUUCUUCUAGAGUUUAAGAAGUUCAGCAUGGCCAGGGGCUGCCUGUGCUGUCUGAAGUACAUGAUGUUCCUCUUCAACCUGGUCUUCUGGCUGUGUGGCUGCGGCCUGCUUGGAGUGGGGAUCUGGCUCUCUGUGUCACAGGGAAGCUUCGCCACGUUCUCGCCCUCCUUCCCCUCCCUCUCCGCCGCCAACCUGGUCAUCACCAUCGGCACCAUUGUCAUGGUGACGGGCUUCCUGGGCUGCCUGGGCGCCAUUAAGGAAAACAAGUGCCUGCUACUUAGUUUCUUCAUCAGCUUGCUGGUAAUCCUCCUGGCAGAGCUGAUACUGCUCAUUCUGUUCUUUGUUUAUAUGGAUAAGGUGAAUGAGAAUGCCAAGCAGGACCUGAAGGAUGGGCUGGCACUGUACAACACGGACAACAACGUGGGCUUGAGGAACGCGUGGAACAUCAUCCAAGCAGAGUGGAAGUGCUGUGGAGUCACAGGAUUCUCAGACUGGCAUGAUGCUCUGAGGGAGAGGGUGGUGCCGGAUCGCUGCUGCCAGGAGCACCUCCAGGGCUGCGGCCGCAACGCCACCAGCAUGUUCUGGACCCAGGGCUGCUAUGAGAAGGUAGAGGAAUGGCUAGACAACAAUAAGCACCUUCUGGGCACCAUAGCCAUGUGUAUACUGGUGAUACAGCUUCUUGGCAUGGCUUUUUCCAUGACCCUGUUCCAGCAGAUCCACAGAAUGGGGAAGAAGUACGAUGCCUAGCAGGGGGUGGAGCCCUAGCAAAAGGGCGGGCCCAGCGACCCCCCCAGGGGGACACUGGAGGGGACCCCACAGGCCCAGGACAGCCCCAUGUCUUCCCUCAUCACUGGGCCACACCCACACCAGCUGGCUACAGUUCGUAAUCACACUGAAAUUGCCAAAGAGAUACUGAACUGGAGAGAAACAGAGAGCAAGAUUUGCUCCUUCUUCCUGUGGUUUAAUCCUUUUAAACAGUUUAAACAGUGGGCCCACUUAUUUACUAAAAAAAAAGACUUUAGCCCCCUUCCCCAAGUUAAAUGGUUUUGAAUGUUGACAAAAUACACCUCUUCCUGUAAAAAGUGGAAAGCUUAACCCUCGCAUGCCAGAGCUUUCUUUUCUAAUCAGUGGAUAACUGUUAUUUUAAAGUUUUUAAAAAAUGAAAUCCAUUUUUUUUCUAACUUGUGUUUUGUGGAAAAUAUGGAUGUGUUUUAUUGCAUAUAUAAUUUUGCUGGUAAAAAUGCCAGUGGGACUGGACAGAGAACAGGAGAGACCAUCUGAAGAGAGACCAUUUGGAUGUAGUAAGGAAAGACAGCCUGGAUAUACUGAGGAGCCACCAUCUCGGUGUGCCUUGGAGAGAGCAUUUGAAUGUAAGGAGGAGAUCUGAUCUGUAUCUGAUACAUGCUUAUGAGGAGAGCCACUCAUUGGCCACAUCGAAGAAAGCUUAGAAGUGAAUUUCAGAGAUUCCAGUGGAUUGGUAAAAGCUUUUCCCUCAGAAACAUGUAUAUUCAGCCCUGGUGGUAUUGAAUUUGUCUUGUUAGUGUAUAAAGUGCAGCAGACAACCCCUCUGUGGCACUUAUGUUAAGUACAGCUCCAUGGUUAACCAGAUGGUGCAGAACUGAUUCUUGCUUCUGUUAAGGAGAAAUCUGAGAAAACGGCUGCUGGGGAGCCUCCUUCAGUCUCAAGGCAUUUUCAGUAGUCUCCAUGAGUCUCCAGACUUCUUCAGGCAUCUCCAGUAGUCUCCAUGAGUCUCCAGACUUCUUCAGGCAUCUCCAGUAGUCUCCAUGAGUCUCCAGACUUCUUCAGGCAUCUCCAGUAGUCUCCAUGAGUCUCUAGACUUAUCCAGGCAUCUCAAACAGUUGCCAUGAGUCACCAGACUUCUCCAGGAAUCUCCAAUAGUUUCCAAGAAUCUCCAUAAUUCUCCAGGAAUUUCUAAAAGUCUCCAUGAACCUUUAGACUUCUCCAGGGGGUCUCCUGUCAAGUGAAGAUGGAGGUUCUUCUCAGAGGAGUUUUCUUUUGUUAUUCCCAUUUGGGUUUUUAGUCUUUCUGAAAUAUCUGUUUAGCGCAUUAUAUCUAAUCGCAUUCCUUGCAUUAAUGGUAAUAUGGCUAUAUCCAUACCUGUGUUCUGAACCUCUGCUGGUAUCCUCAGCACACUCUGCCCUGCCCUGGCCCCACCCCCCUUCUGUGGAUGUUAGAGGAGGAGUGGAGUGCUGCAUGUAGUGCAGAGGGAAAGCAGAAUGCUCACCGACUGCUCCAUACUAAGUCCACUCCUUAAGUCCCCUUCCAUCUCCAGUCCCCUCCUACUCUCAGUCCCCUCCCUCUUAGUCUCCUCCUACUGUCAGUCCCCCCCUCUCAUAGGCUCCUCCCUCUCUUAGUCUCCACCCACUCUCAUUCCUCUCCCACUCUGUCUCCUGCCACCCUCACUCUUCUCAGUGAUUUGCCUCAAAAGACUCCUAUAUUUUUAAAAUCUCCUUGCUAUUGUAUCUGUGGCGCCUGUGGUUGAUAUGAUGCCUAUUUGUUGCAAUGCUAAGGCACUGGUUCAGAUACUCCUCCUCCAUCGUGUUUGGAUUCAGGGGCAUAAAUUAAAGGGAUUGUUAAAGCAAAUGGAUGACAUAUAGCUGAAUAUUACACACUGUCCCUUCAUUUCACACGUUGAAUUAUCAUAAGGACUGUAGGGCCAGCAGCUCAGUGAGACAAAGACUGAUUUGUUUAGGGUUACAAAUGAUUUACUGAUUGCUUGAUUGAUUCAUUGAUUGACUGAUGUGUUAUGGGUUUGGUUGGGGUUAGAAAUGAAUGAACAAUUAAUGUGUUUAAGGUUGGGGUUGGUUUGGGUUGGUUUGUAAAUUAUUAUGAAACUGUUAGUGUCAAAUGUGGCUCAUAGGAAGUCAGUGCUCCACAAGUCAGUUUAAAAACCAUACCUGUGUCAUUGUAUGUAAAUAUUGGUGUGAUAAUUCUGUUAUAAAGGCCAGUGUGAUAAUUAAGUGAUAAAUACCAGUGCAAUAAUUCAUAUCAUUGUGAUAAUUCAGGGUGAUAAAUACUGGUGUGAUAAUUCAGUGUGAUGAAUACAGGUGUGAUAAUUCAGUUGUAGUUUUUUGGGGUUUCCUGGAGUGGAAAGCAUUUCCAGUCAUUCAUGUGUCCUUUACUGUUUGCAUAUGUAUCUCCUCACAGCUGGUUUCUCUCUAAUGAGAGAAACCCAUGGCUAACAACCAUUUCUCUUUCGUCCUUUUUGUUGUCAUAAAACAGCUAUUUUGUAAUUGAUUAAAAAAAAAAAAUCAGUGAAAACAUGUUGCCAUUAUUAAUAAUCAAUUGGAAUGAGUCGACUGUUUAAAAAUUAUCUCUUAAAUUUUUUAUUAAAAAAAGGAGUAACAGUAUUGUCUGUCUUGAUUAUCGUAUUUCACCUGGGGCAUGGGCGUGGCAGGCAAGAGAAGAGCCUUCAGUGAAUUUGCAGUCUGGAUUUCAGUUUACUACCAUUGUUAAAUAUUAUGAGCAGCAUGUGUUUUAUUCUUCUGUGUAGAAUGGGUCUUAGCCUUCAGCCUCUUGUGCUUUCUAAGUGUAUUGAUGAUUUUUCCUGGGACUUCCCUGGUUACUGAGCUCCUCAUUACCCAGUUAGUAAGUGCUUGUGCUGUGUUUCUGAUAUCCUGUGUUAUGAGUCAUUAGCAGCAUGCAGUAUUUAACCCUUUAAGGCAUGAGAUAAAAGGUGAAUAGAAUGUUAACUCAACAUUCUAAUGCUGAUGUAACAAUUACCACUAGUAAUGGAAAGCAGUGGAGUUCUAGAACACUGACUUAGAAUUCUGAAAAGAAGACAUUCCAAAACAAUUGAUCUUCAAAGGGUUAAUUAGCGAUUUAAGAUCUGAGGAAGGAAGCCUUGUGCAGCCUUCCCUCUCCAUUUACUCCUAUUUACUGAAGAAACCAAACUUCCAAGGAGGCAGAAAUUAUGUAUUUAAAGCUGUCUAAUUCUGUAUUUAAUUAUGUAGGGUUGUAUGAAUUUUGUACUGUUUUAAUGAAAUAUGUGAUUUGUAAUGUGGGGCCAUUUCAUUAAUUUAACAUCACUUUUCUUUCUAUGCAAACAUACCUACUAUAGCCUUUGUAAAGCUGAUUUUGUAUGAGUAACAUUUGAAUAAAGUGAAUGGAAUUCCCUGAA
Anguilla rostrata (American eel) is the source of this 4952-nucleotide messenger RNA. RefSeq names its product tetraspanin-9. Lineage: Eukaryota; Metazoa; Chordata; Actinopteri; Anguilliformes; Anguillidae. The transcript is spliced from 7 exons. Gene Ontology annotation, cellular component: plasma membrane. The record is from RefSeq and is a predicted model, not a curated record. Bases 557 to 1558 code for a protein of 333 amino acids.